AUGCUGGGUCGAUCACCAUCUAUGAACAGAACAAGUCGUAGUCAGUCUAUAUAGGGUCCGGUCCAGUCGCCACAUUAGUCCUUGUCAUGUGCUGGUCUGUGAAUAUCUGGAUUUUUGCGGCCAUUUUGGCAGUGAGAGGGUUCCCUUCACCUCUUCCGACUGCAGUCAGUGAGGAAACUGGGUACGAAGAUGGUCAAUCUUCCGUCAAUAGUACUACAGCGCCCCCUUACGGCUGGGACGAACUGCUGCAAUGCGACUCAACAUCAUGUGAAAACGCCACAAAUGGACUACCAUGCGGAGGUGCAACGCGCGGUGUGUGUGGCUGUGGCGGCUGUACGUGCCACGCAGGCUGGAUGGGCCGCACAUGUGACUGUUCGCUGGCAGACAUCUCAUGUUGGUUACAGACACCAUCGGUCCCUAUCAGAAUCGCACCAGACGACUCUCUCGCGCCUGCGCCGUACCACCUACUGAUACAGCUGGAAAUAGACUUGGGACUGGAGCCCGAGGCCCGGGUUACCGGCCGUGGGCCCGCCCUGCUCAGCUGGAACUGUGACACGGUAACCGGUGUGCCCCAGGCCGUCCGCAGUACCAUGGGACUUAGCUACUUUUACCAGAAAUACCUGCACGCGUACGGCAUCCCGGUGCUGAGCUCCAGCCGGGUGUCGGACUCCGCCCUCCGCCGGGCCUGUUACGUGGUGCGGUUCAUGUUCGCAGACCGUCAGGACGUCAGGGACCAAUUCCACGAUCGGUAUGGCAGACACGCGCUGAUGGCCGUGACAGAGCAAACUACUGACAUCCCCGAACAUUCGUGGCUUGGGCCGAGCUGGAAUGAGCGGAGUCGCGGGCUGGGCGCCACGGAGAUACAUCCCGUGUCUACCGGAGCUGAGGAGAACGUGCUCUGCUAUGGGUCCGACAGGGACAGGUGGUACGAGGAGGACAUCUUCCUCCAUGAGCUGGCUCACGGCCUCCAGGGGCUGGGCGCCAAGUACGCCAUUCCCGGGUGGCAGGACCGGCUCCAGGCGGCCUACAACAGCGCCCUGGCACGAGGCUUGUGGUACAACACCUACGCUAGGACUACUAUCCAGGAAUACUUCGCCGAAGGAGUGCAGAGCUUUUUUAACGUAGAUUCGUUCCGUGACCCACCGGACGGCGCCCACAACAACGUGGACACCCGAGACAAGCUGCGGCAGUACGACCCGACACUGUACGAGCUCAUCGCGCAAGUCUUCCCGUGUGCCAACUACGUCGUGGACCGCUGCUCCAACCAAGGUCUUACGAUCAGCGCUCCUCUCAAGAUGAACUGCAACACUGACGGGAGCGGGAGUAUCACCGCAUACGGUAACAGCGGCAGUACUGAAGGUGACACAGGCGAUAGUGAUGGCGGAACUGAAGCAGAGAACUGUCAGGACUUGAACAGUUACUGUCCUGACUGGGCUGACCAGGGCCAAUGUACCGGAGCUUACACAGCCUACAUGAGCACAAACUGUCAACGGAGCUGUCGCAUCUGCGGGGCUGAAGGGUCGAACUGCGUGGACACGAACGACAGCUGCACUGAAUGGGCUCAGCGGGGAGAAUGCAACAUCAACCCCGCCUACAUGAACCAAAACUGCCGCAGGAGCUGUAACCUCUGCCCCUAAACAAUUGCAUCCAUGAUCCGGGCGUGAAAACAACCAUCGUCCCAGCUAUGGUAGCCUGUCAAUCGUGCAUGAGUUCACUUUGUGUGCCCUUCAGUUAUUUUGUUCCUUUGUUAUAACGUUAGCAUUUGUUUCCACUGCUGUGGUUGCUUUGACGGUUUAAACACCAGUAGUCUUUGUUCAAUGUUGAAACACACCAAUUCUUUGCAAUAGAAUUUUCUUAAUAUGUGAUAUACUUGUAUGUAUAUAAAGCUCUAUAACGUUUUACACCUCAUAAAUCAUGUUAACUGCAAAAGACGACAAUUUUCGCAAAUUCUGCAAUAAACAUGACUGCACUGUUGAUUAGAGUUGACUGAACCUAAGUUAGAUGUGAUUUUAGGAUCUACACAUGCUGGAUUUAGUC
Molecule: messenger RNA, 2037 nt
Organism: Branchiostoma floridae (Florida lancelet)
Lineage: Eukaryota; Metazoa; Chordata; Leptocardii; Amphioxiformes; Branchiostomatidae
Exons: 13
Coding region: 87-1637 (516 amino acids)
Molecular function (GO): metallopeptidase activity
Source: RefSeq, a predicted model, not a curated record